CUUCAAGAACUCGAUCCACCUCGACCACUUCACUCGACCCCCGGCAAGAAGAUGGCCUCUGUGCAAGCGCAGCGCAAGGUCGAAAUCCAAGAGGGCGGCCUCCAUGGCGCCGAGAAGGAGGCGGUGCGCGCGACGGGGAGAGGCAAGAGCAAGGCGUCGGCGCGGAAGGUGACCUACGGCUUCCACCUGGUGGAGGGCAAGAUGGCGCACGGCAUGGAAGACCGCCACGUGGCCGAGUUCCGGCGCCUGGACGACGGCAACGAGGUGGGCCUCUUCGGCGUCUUCGACGGCCACUCGGGCGCCGGCGUCGCCGCAUACCUCCGGAACCACCUCUUCGACAACAUCCUCGGCGAGCCGGACUUCUGGGAGGACACCAUGGGCGCGAUCCGGCGCGCGUACCACCGCACGGACCGGAAGGUGCUCAGGAAGAAGAAGGCGACUACUGUCGAUGGCGAGGAGAGGCCGCGCCGCGGCGGGUCGACGGCGGUGACGGUAAUCCUGCUCAACGGCGAGACGCUGGUGGUGGCCAACGUGGGGGACUCCCGCGCCGUCGUGUGCGAGGCCGGCAAGGCCAGGCAGCUCUCCGUGGACCACGAGCCGCUCCGGGAGCGCGACGCCAUCGAGAGCAGGGGAGGCUUCGUCACCCAGAUGCACGGGGACGUGCCUCGGGUGGAUGCGUCGCUGGCGAUGUCGCGGGCGUUCGGGGACCGGAAGCUCAAGGAGCACAUCAGCUCCGACCCGGACGUGGCCAUCGAGGACGUCGGCGACGACACCGAGUUCGUCGUCCUCGCCAGCGACGGGCUCUGGAAGGUGAUGCCCAACCAGGAGGUGGUGGACGAGGUCAGGGACACGGUGGACGCCCGGAAGGCGGCGGUGAAGCUCGUCGACGAGGCUGUCCAGCGGGGAAGCAAGGACGACAUCGCCUGCGUCGUCGUGCGCAUCCACUCAAAUUAGUGUACUGAUGCUGAUCUAGUCUAGUGCAACGAUGCUGUCAUCGUACGUACUCUCGAGUCGAUUCAGGAUGUUAGGCACGUCAGUUGUAUCGACAGUUGUAAAAUUCUUGCUGAAUUUCAAAUUCCUCUUCAGACAAUACCAAACAAUGUUCCUACUAAUUUUCAUAAAACCCCGGUAGGAAGGGAACAGCGGCAAUACAUUGUGAUGAAUCCAAUGAUAACAAUUUUGUUAUUUUAGAUA
Lolium perenne is the source of this 1194-nucleotide messenger RNA. Its product is annotated as probable protein phosphatase 2C 58. Gene Ontology annotation, biological process: protein dephosphorylation. The record is from RefSeq and is a predicted model, not a curated record. Lineage: Eukaryota; Viridiplantae; Streptophyta; Magnoliopsida; Poales; Poaceae. Gene Ontology annotation, molecular function: protein serine/threonine phosphatase activity.